Molecule: messenger RNA, 2103 nt
Organism: Cordyceps fumosorosea ARSEF 2679
Lineage: Eukaryota; Fungi; Ascomycota; Sordariomycetes; Hypocreales; Cordycipitaceae
Product: heat shock protein 90
Exons: 2
Coding region: 1-2103 (700 amino acids)
Biological process (GO): cellular response to heat; protein stabilization; protein folding
Cellular component (GO): plasma membrane; cytosol; perinuclear region of cytoplasm
Molecular function (GO): ATP-dependent protein folding chaperone; ATP hydrolysis activity; ATP binding
Source: RefSeq, a predicted model, not a curated record
AUGGCUGAGACUUUCGAGUUCCAGGCUGAGAUCUCUCAGCUUCUCUCCCUCAUCAUUAACACCGUCUACUCCAACAAGGAGAUUUUCCUGCGAGAGCUCGUCUCCAACGCUUCCGAUGCCCUCGACAAGAUUCGCUACAAGGCGCUCUCCGAUCCUAGCCAGCUUGACUCUGGCAAGGAUCUGCGCAUCGACAUCAUCCCCAACAAGGAGGCCAAGACUCUCACCAUCCGUGAUACCGGUAUUGGUAUGACCAAGGCUGACCUCGUCAACAACCUUGGUACGAUCGCCCGUUCCGGCACCAAGCAAUUUAUGGAGGCGCUCACCGCCGGUGCCGAUGUCUCCAUGAUUGGUCAGUUCGGUGUUGGUUUCUACUCUGCCUACCUUGUCGCCGACCAGGUCCGCGUCAUCUCCAAGCACAACGACGACGAGCAGUACGUCUGGGAGUCUUCUGCCGGUGGUACCUUCAGCAUCACCGCCGACACCGAGGGCGAGCAGCUCGGUCGCGGUACCGCCAUUGUCCUCCACCUGAAGGACGAGCAGGCCGACUACCUCAACGAGGCCAAGAUCAAGGAGGUCAUCAAGAAGCACUCCGAGUUCAUUUCCUACCCCAUCUACCUCCACGUCACCAAGGAGACCGAGAAGGAGGUCCCUGAUGAGGACGCUGAGGAGGUUGAGGAGGUCGAUGAUGACAAGAAGCCCAAGGUUGAGGAGGUCGACGACGAGGAGGAAGAGAAGAAAAAGAAGACCAAGACCAUCAAGGAGACCAAGGUUGAGGAGGAGGAGCUCAACAAGCAGAAGCCCAUCUGGACUCGCAACCCCCAAGAUAUCAACCAGGAGGAGUACGCCUCGUUCUACAAGUCGCUCUCCAACGACUGGGAGGACCACCUCGCCGUCAAGCACUUCUCCGUUGAGGGUCAGCUCGAGUUCCGUGCCAUCCUCUUCGUCCCCAAGCGUGCUCCCUUCGAUCUCUUCGAGACCAAGAAGACCAAGAACAACAUCAAGCUCUAUGUCCGUCGCGUCUUCAUCACUGAUGAUGCUACUGAGCUCAUCCCUGAGUGGCUGUCCUUCGUCAAGGGCGUUGUCGACUCUGAGGACCUUCCCCUCAACCUGUCUCGUGAGACCCUUCAGCAGAACAAGAUCAUGAAGGUCAUCAAGAAGAACAUCGUCAAGAAGUCCCUCGAGCUCUUCCAAGAGAUUGCGGAGGACAAGGAGCAGUUCGACAAGUUCUACAGCGCCUUCUCCAAGAACCUCAAGCUUGGUAUCCACGAGGAUUCCCAGAACCGCACCAUCCUUGCCAAGCUCCUCCGCUUCAACUCCACCAAGUCUGGCGAUGAGUUGACCUCUCUCACCGACUACGUCACCCGCAUGCCCGAGCACCAGCAGAACAUGUACUACAUCACCGGCGAGUCCAUCAAGGCCGUCUCCAAGUCCCCCUUCCUUGACACCCUCAAGGAGAAGGGCUUCGAGGUUCUCUUCCUUGUCGACCCCAUCGACGAGUACGCCAUGACUCAGCUGAAGGAGUUCGAGGGCAAGAAGCUCGUUGAUAUCACCAAGGAUUUCGAGCUUGAGGAGACUGAGGACGAGAAGAAGGCCCGCGAGGCUGAGGAGAAGGAGUACGAGGACCUUGCCAAGGCCCUCAAGAACGUUCUCGGCGAGAAGGUUGAGAAGGUCGUCGUCUCCCAGAAGCUCGGCCUCUCCCCUUGCGCUAUCCGUACUGGCCAGUUCGGUUGGUCCGCCAACAUGGAGCGUAUCAUGAAGGCCCAGGCUCUCCGUGACACCUCCAUGUCCAGCUACAUGUCUUCCAAGAAGACCUUCGAGAUCUCCCCCAAGUCCCCCAUCAUCAAGGAGCUCAAGUCCAAGGUCGAGGCCGAUGGCGAGAACGACCGCACCGUCAAGUCCAUUGUGCAGCUUCUCUUCGAGACCUCGCUCCUUGUCUCCGGUUUCACCAUUGACGAGCCUGCUGGCUUCGCCGAGCGCAUCCACAAGCUUGUUCAGCUUGGCCUCAACAUUGAGGAGGAUGACUCUGCCCCCGCUGAGGUUGCUGCUGAUGCUGAUGCUCCUGCUGCUGCCCCUGCUGACAGCGCCAUGGAGGAGGUUGACUAA